Messenger RNA from Monomorium pharaonis (pharaoh ant), 2168 nucleotides. It is a transcript of the gene abo, whose product is annotated as DET1 homolog. The transcript is spliced from 8 exons. Gene Ontology annotation, biological process: positive regulation of proteasomal ubiquitin-dependent protein catabolic process; protein ubiquitination. NCBI's taxonomy places the organism in Eukaryota, Metazoa, Arthropoda, Insecta, Hymenoptera, Formicidae. The record is from RefSeq and is a predicted model, not a curated record. Gene Ontology annotation, cellular component: cullin-RING ubiquitin ligase complex; nucleus. Bases 168 to 1841 code for a protein of 557 amino acids. Gene Ontology annotation, molecular function: ubiquitin protein ligase binding; ubiquitin-like ligase-substrate adaptor activity.
CAAACGUGUAUGGGUCUCGCGUGAUGUGACUGGGAUGUCGUCAGGUCAAUAGACAACGUCCGCUGGUCGUUUUUAUUGAUAAUGCAUCGCACGUAGUAUUGGCGAUUUUCAUCGGCGAUGGACGUCGCUCACGUGCACCGCGAUACUCGCGUGACAGAUCUGUGAGGAUGGCGGCGAGGGAGUCCGGCGGUAGGAUUGAGUCCGUGUCGGAUCCUUGCCCCGUCAAUCCUCGCAAGAUCGGCCCGCAGAACGUGGUGGUUCGUCUGCGACGCAGAGAGACGAUGGGCUGCCCGUACCCAGGCACUCACGUGCAUUGCGCGCGACAGUUCUAUCAGAACGUCUUUCCCAACUUCACUGUGAUGAACGUGGAGAAACCGCCGUGUUUCCUGCGCAAGUUUAGCCCGGACGGGAAGUACUUAGUGGCGUUCAGCGCGGAUCAGACGUCGAUCGAGGUGUACGAAUACCGCGGGGCGUCGGCCGCUGCGGACUUGCUUGCCGACUGCGAAGGCGACUACAUCGGCCACAAGAGCGAUGACUGUAGCUUUCACAUACGAAGUAAUAUCUUCGCACGCUUCUUCAAGGUAAAGUGGAUUAUAAAUGUAGUAGAAAGCAACCAGCAAUUGAACAGAGAAUGCAGUCUUUUCACUGAUGACGCUCGAUAUGUAAUUGUGGGUUCGGCCGCUCAUAUCCCUGAGGAAUUGAGGCCACAUUUUUAUCAGAUUUAUUCCAAUAAUGAGGCACUGACACCGAACCCUAGAUCACCACUCGAGGAUUACAGUCUGCAUCUUGUUGAUUUAAAAGGUGGAAAGCUGUGUGACACUAGACACUUCAAAGUGGAUAAAAUCUAUUUGUCGCAUAAUCAAGGUCUGUAUUUGUACAAAGAUAUAUUAGCAGUUUUAUCUGUACAGCAUCAAACGAUACAUAUCUUUCAAAUUCUUGAUGGCAUGUUUAUAAAUGUCAGGACAAUAGGAAGGUUUUGCAUGGAAGAUGAUGCAUAUUUAGUGACAAGUGCUUUUCCUGGGAUUAAUUGUCGGCCAUUUAAGGAUAUUGCAAUUAAUAGUCUUAAACACAGAUUGCUUGUAUAUUUAUACAAAAGAGCAGAAUACAUAAGUUAUGUGACUGAAGAUCCUUACGAAUUAAGACGAUUUUAUCAAUAUUUUGAUCAGCUAAAUUCUUUACGAAUGUGGAAGAUGCAGCUAUUAGAUACAAAUCAUAUUUUGGUAAGAUAUGCAAGUGAAGAAGUAGCAACGUUACAAGCAAAUGAACCAAACGCGCAGCCGGCUCUGUUAGUAGUCUACAAUAUGGUUACGGCGAAAAUUUUGGCGGCUUACGAUAACGCGUCGACUCAAUUGUUAACCCAUUUCGAAAACUUUAGCGACUUCUUUAGAAAUGCCAGAAUGAGUACGGAUUGUCAGUACAUGUGUUCACCAUCUAACAAUAUAUAUGCCAGAUUGCUGCAGCAAAGAUUCAAGCAAACGAUAAUAAGCGCUAGGUAUGGAGGUGUUACAGAAGCUACAAAGAGGUUGCUUGCUCAGUUACCAAUAUGCGCGCAAUCUUACUCCAGUUCACCAUAUCUCGACUUAGCGUUAUUUUGUUACGACGAAAAAUGGGUAUCUAUGAUGGAACGCCCCAAAGCGUGCGGGGAACAUCCAAUACGCUUUUAUGCACGUGAUUCAGGUCUCUUAAAAUUCAGAAUGUAUGCUGGCAUGCUUGGACGAACGGCACCAACAGCUGCGAGACGAUUAGUUGCGUUUACUUUCCACCCGACGGACCCAUUCGCGAUUUCGGUGCAACGUACUAAUGCAGAAUAUAUAGUUAGUUUUCAUGUUAGGCACGUCUAAGUCUUCCUUUUUUUCUUGAUACGUGUAUAUUUUACUAGUGUUCAAAUGGGGAUUUCUCGUCUCGUAAAAAUUGAGAUCGCUACUAGACUGCUAAAGUACAAAGUGAAUUUUACUUUUCGAACAAAAUUAUGCUACGGCGUAAUCAUACAAAGUUGAAUUAGAUUCAAAGACUAUUGUCGGCUUCUAGCAGACUAUGUAAGACUAUACAAUGUAGUUUAAUACACUUUUAAUAAAAUUGUAAAUUUUAAUUUAGGAUUCUCAAAAAUGCGAGAUUGUAACAUAAUCGUGUUACGUCGUUCAUAAAAGAAAAUUGCAGUCUUAUUUUUA